Messenger RNA from Musa acuminata AAA Group (dessert banana), 1430 nucleotides. RefSeq lists its product as uncharacterized. The record is from RefSeq and is a predicted model, not a curated record. The coding region runs from base 582 to 1202 and encodes 206 amino acids. Lineage: Eukaryota; Viridiplantae; Streptophyta; Magnoliopsida; Zingiberales; Musaceae. Gene Ontology annotation, molecular function: 5'-nucleotidase activity; magnesium ion binding. The transcript is spliced from 8 exons. Gene Ontology annotation, cellular component: cytoplasm.
AAGCCCGGAGGGGCGAAAUCGGUUGCUACGGUUUCGGUUCGCCCGGCCCAUCUUAAUGAGGCCCGGAGGACUCUGCCGCAUCCACCACGCCGCCAGUCUCGCAAGCGCCGCCUCCAUCGCCCUCCCCUGCUUUCCUCCCACAACCUUCCCUCCCCCUGCAUUCCGGUGCUUCCGUCCGGGAACUCCGCGAGCCGGUGGAGGUUCGAUGGAUUCCACUACCAUGUCGCCGCCGGGUGUCGCCGUCCGAGACCCGAAGUCGCUGGAGGAGAAGAAGACCGCAAUCCGGUGCGCCGGCUGUAGUAAACUCCAGGCGAGGAGCCCGAUCUUUUGUCCUCUACUCCCCCUUUGUUUAUGCAACCUAAGUGUUUGAUCUAUUGCCCAUUUCUUGAAACUUUUAGGUGAUUGCCGAUUUUGACGGCACGCUCACGAGGUACUGGAUUGAUGGCCGCCGUGGGCAGACUAGCCAUGGAUUGCUACAGCAGGGGAACGCGGAGUAUGAUGCCAAGAGGCAGGCGUUGUAUGAAUACUAUCAUCCCUUGGAGAUCUCGCCAACCAUUCCCAUCGAGGAGAAAACGAAGCUGAUGGAAGAAUGGUGGGAGAAGACACAUGCUCUUCUUAUUGAGGGAGGUGUUACCUAUGAUGCAAUAAAGAAAUCUGUCUCUGAGGCUACAAUUGCUUUUAGAGAUGGUGUUGUUGAGCUGUUUGAGUUCUUGGAGGAACUAGAUGUGCCUGUCCUUGUCUUUUCCGCAGGCCUUGCAGACAUCAUUGAAGAGGUUUUUAGGCAGAAACUACAUAGAUCUUUCAAGAAUGUCAAAGUUGUUUCCAACAGAAUGGUCUUUGAUGAAAAAGGCUGCCUUGUUGCCUUUAAAGGAAAGACAAUUCAUGUGCUAAACAAGAAUGAGCAUGCAUUGGAUAUGGCUGCUCCUAUUCAUGACAAAUUCAGGUAUCCUAAUGGAUAUAAUCCUGAUAGUGUCUUGAUGAAGCAAAGAACUAAUGUGUUACUUCUUGGAGAUCAUGUUGGAGACCUGGGCAUGUCUGAUGGUCUGAGCUAUGAAAACCGGAUAGCAGUUGGAUUUCUGAAUAAUAAUACAGAGAUGUCCUUCAAAAGUUACCUUGAUGCAUUUGACAUUGUAUACCUGAAUGAUGCAUCCAUGAGAGGAGUUGUUGAGCUCGUAUCUCAAUUGUGUGCAGAGAAUCAAUGAUAUAAAUACGUUAUGUGUAUGCGCUUAAUCAUGUUCUUAUCAUUACCAGCUACAUACUUGGUGGUCAUCUUUUCAAUUUUCCUCUUAUUGCUUACUUUGAGGAGAAGCAAAGUUAUCAUAUGAGAUGUUGACCAGACAGUAUAUCUUCUAGAUUAAAUGUAUAAUUUUUCUGGUACAUGAUAAUUGUUCAUAAUUUCUUGCAGUAAAUUUUCUCGGAAUUUUUUUUCA